UUCAAUAUGGCUACAUAGAUGAAGUUACUCCGUUCGUCUGUGGAUAAUUUACGAACUAUUGGCCACAAUUUUGGUCCAAUAUGUCGAGUCACACUGCCAGAACAACAAGAUACAGCACAAGAAGACUUCGGAAACGACCAGUUGUGAAACAAGCGUCUACGAGACGCCAGAAUGAUGGAAAUGCCAACACACAGAACACAGACAAUGAAGAUGACUCGAGCAGUAAGCCAUGCCACAUGCGAUACAACCUACGGAAACGGCAACCAGAGGGCAGUACUAGUCCUUACACCGGGGGACGAAGUCACAGUCUCUCAGAGUCCUGUGCACCAGCUAAGAGGCGACGCAAAUCAUCCACUCGCUCUGUGGCUCCAUAUUUGAAAGGAUGUCUGGUUGGAGCACAUUAUCUUCAACAAGACCUACCUGAUGAGGUACUGCUGAAGAUCUUCAGUUACCUGUUGGAAUUUGACCUAUGUAGAAUUGCAUGUGUUUGCAAACGUUUUCGCAUCAUAGCCAACGACACAGAACUUUGGAAAGAUAUAUACCAGGAUGUAUUUGAGUAUGACUUCCCACUCAUGCAUCCAGAACCAAGGGUUUUUCGCUUUGUUCAACCACACGAAAAUGAAUAUGAAAACCCAUGGAAAGAAAGCUUUAAACAUUUGUAUAAAGGAAUUCAUGUUAGAACUGGUUUUCAAGAAAUGUACAUGGACCACUCGCGUGGAAGGAGACUUCGGGGCAGAGACAUGACGUGCUUUGAGACAAUAGAACAGGCAUACAGUUUUGUUGAUGCGGAGGAGAUAGAGAGUCCGUUAAUUCUGGUCCACUCCGGUCUGUACCAGGGGGAGUAUCUAUUUGUGGACACCAACGUUUCAAUCAUAGGAGCAGCACCUGGAAAUGUGAUAGACCAUGUGGUGAUAGAGAGAGAAAGUGAGUCCACCGUCAUGUUUGUAGAAGGGGCCAAGGAAGCUUAUCUGGGAUAUGUUACACUGCGAUUCUCCCCUGACAUUACAUCUACAGUACCCCACCAUAAACAUUAUGCUCUGGAAGUAACCGAGAACUGCUCACCUGUAGUAGAUCACCUCCGUAUCAGAAGUUCAUCUGUCGUCGGCGCUGCUGUAUGUGUGUCCGGAUCAGGGGCAGACCCCGUCAUCAAACACUGCAAAAUUAAGGACUGUGAAAAUGUUGGCCUCUAUGUCACCGACUAUGCACAGGGAAGCUAUGAAGACAAUGAGAUCAGCGGGAAUGCCUUGGCAGGGAUUUGGGUGAAAAACCAUGCUAAUCCAAUCAUGAGGAGAAACCACAUACACCAUGGCCGGGACGUGGGAAUUUUCACCUUUGAUAAUGGCCUGGGCUACUUUGAGGCCAACGAUAUCCACAACAAUAGGAUUGCUGGGUUUGAGGUAAAGGCUGGUGCUAACCCUACAGUAGUCAGGUGUGAAAUCCACCAUGGACAGACCGGUGGUGUGUAUGUUCACGAAAAUGGGCGUGGUCAGUUCAUAGAAAACAAAAUCCACUCAAACAACUUUGCCGGGGUAUGGAUAACUUCUAACAGCGAUCCGACCAUCAGGAAAAAUGAAAUCUACAAUGGUCAUCAAGGAGGAGUUUAUAUAUUUGGUGAAGGAAGAGGUUUGAUAGAACACAACAAUAUCUACGGUAAUGCCUUAGCUGGUAUCCAGAUCAGGACAAACAGUAACCCUAUAGUACGACACAACAAAAUCCACCAUGGUCAGCAUGGCGGUAUUUAUGUGCAUGAGAAAGGACAAGGUCUCAUAGAGGAGAAUGAGGUAUACUCGAAUACACUGGCAGGGGUGUGGAUCACAACGGGUAGUACGCCGGUACUGAGGAAAAACCGUAUCCACAGUGGAAAACAGGUUGGAGUGUAUUUCUACGACAAUGGACACGGCGUCUUAGAGGACAAUGACAUCUUUAACCAUUUGUAUUCAGGGAGUUCAGAUAAGGUUAGUUGGAGGACAGGAAGCAAUCCAUUGAUUCGUAAAAACAAGAUAUGGGGUGGACAAAAUGGUGGUAUUUUAGUGUAUAAUAGUGGCCUCGGUAUGAUCGAGUGUAAUGAAAUAUUUGACAAUGCUAUGGCUGGUGUGUGGAUUAAAACUGACAGCAACCCAGUGCUUCGUCACAACAAGAUUCACGAUGGCCGCGACGGGGGUAUCUGUAUAUUCAACGGAGGCAAAGGAAUCCUUGAGGAAAAUGAUAUCUUCAGGAACGCCCAGGCUGGUGUACUCAUCAGUACUAACAGUCACCCAGUAUUACGGAGAAACCGGAUAUUUGACGGCAAUGCUGCGGGUGUUGAAAUCACCAACAACGCUACAGCCACGCUGGAAGGGAACAAGGUCUUCAAUAAUAAGUUUGGUGGACUGUGUCUUGCCAGCGGGGUCAACCCAAAACAAAAAGAUAAUGUGAUCAGUGGUAAUCAUAACAUGGUACAGAGAGCAGUAUCGAGAGGCCAGUGUUUGUACAAGAUCUCCAGUUAUACUAGUUUUCCCAUGCAUGACUUCUACAGGUGUCGGACGUGUAAUACAACAGAGCGCAAUGCUAUUUGUGUGAACUGUAUCAAAUCCUGCCAUGCUGGACAUGAGGUGGAGUUUAUUCGCCAUGAUAGAUUUUUCUGUGAUUGUGGAGCGGGGACUCUGAACAAUCAAUGUCAGCUCCAAGGAGAGCCGACACAGGACACAGACACACUUUAUGAUUCUGCUGCACCAAUGGAAACACACACGCUACGAGUCAACUGACCAACGGCCAAACACAGGGAUUAGUUGACCAAAGAUAUAAUCACAUUGGCAUUCAGUGUUCGUGAGGAGCUAGACUCUUCAGCUCAUCAAACGGGCUGGUACCUGUCUGUUUAACGGUACCACGCCAUCAUGUGGGCAUUUGUUGUGUCUCCAUCUUGUUCAAACCUGUAGACAAAUCCUGGCUUUAUGAAGAGGAUUCCGCAAGUUUGUUUCAAGAAGAGUAGGAAAAGAAGGCCAAGGCAAUUUGGGAAACUGGAAACAGUUGACAUAUACAUACUCUACACAUGAUUAAUAUAUUGAUGGCAUUUAAUGCUGCAGUGCAGAUGGUUACAUUUAGAAAUCUCUAUUUUAUGUACAUGUUGGAGCACAUGUAGAUCUGAUAUACAGUGUGAACUUGUGUGGAGAAUGAAAGAGCAGGAUAGGAAGGAGAAAUGAAUGAGCGAUAUUGCAAGCGGAAAUACUAUGUGUAGAGUUACAUACUGUAAUGUGCUAUAUUAAAUCUCUAGAACCACAAGUUCUACAUGUAGUUCAUUUGAUAGGUUGCUUCAUUCCAACUUGUCCAUCAAUAUCAAAAGCAUUGGAUUUGAAUGUAUUACCAUGCGAUUCUGUGUGGCCAAUUAUUACCAAGCUACAUAGUAGCAUAAUCAAUGUUUAAAAGAAAUGUGAAUUUUAAAUGUUUUGUUAAAUUUAUGAAAUUGAAAAAAAUACAAAAUAUCUAUAUAGAUAUAUAUAUAUAUAAAUAUAUUGUCAUUAUUAUAAUUUUUUUUUUUUUUUUUUUGCCAAAAAAAAUGAUUUUCAUGAAUUAGUUAGAGGAUGUAGCAAAAUGAUUGUUUGGUAAGAUACGGAGAUACUAUUAAAGAUUCAGUACUUGCCAAAGCUUAUUUUUACGCAAUGAAAAAAUAUACAUUUAUUUAUGGGCCAGAAUUUAUGUAUGGGGUGUAUGUCAUGGGGGGGUCACAGCAGGGCUUCAGGUUGGGGGUGUGUUUUGUGUAGCCGGAGUUAUCUUUCUUGUUUUGUGUUUUCAGAUAGAAAGGGAUAUUAGUGUUAUGUUCCCAGGUAUCUGAGUAUCGGUGUUCAUGUCUCCCUUAAAGCUGAAAUUUAUGUAUUUGAAUUUUCACUGGAACUCUUUUUACUGGGGUAAGUUUUUGAUGGUGACACAAGACCUCCCUUGUACUGGGUAGUACAUUUAAGGUGCUAAUAUAACCACCAUCAGUAUUGAGGUUCCAAGCCUUUCACUAGGUGUCAUUUCCAGAAAUAAAUUUAUUUAAAAUUUCUAUUUAAAAUUUAAAAUAUCUGAACACUAUAUAUUCAUGCCCAUUAUAUAUCAAAGAGGACAGGUUCUGAGGUAAGAUUCGCUCCCAGCUGUCCAUUGUUUAUUGUCAAUACCUGUGCGCAUCUUGCUGGCAUUUUGUUUCCGUCCAGGUGUACACUGCCAAAGGUGGGCGGGGCACGUUAGAAGCAGGCUGUUGUCAGCACCCUUGUGUCCACAUAAAAUUUCAGCAUUUAACAGUUUAAAAGUCAACUUUCUCUGUUUUAGAUUGAUAUAUGUAGUUAGUCAAAUGUUGUCCUGAGCUGAAGAUAGAUAUUUCCAUUUCCAUGCUUGCUCUUUAAUACUUUCAAUCUUGGUAUGUAGGUGUAGGACAGUUCCUGCAGGCACGGAACUGCAGGCUGGCAAUAUUACUACAUAAUGCUGACAUCAUGCUGUACAGGUCAAAGUUCAUAUAUCAGUAUACUAUUCCAGUAUAUAGGCCUGUCCACAGUUCUAACUGUUCGUGUACAUACCAUUUGUUACAUUGGUCUCCUGUACCAGUGUGUACAAUUAGCGACAUGUUUUCGUGUAUAGUUUUCGUGAGACAUUCGAGAAGUUUGUGGUUCAGUAUUGUGGUGUAUGGUUUAGGUAGUGGUUCGGUAUAGCUUUUCUAUGUUAUAUCCUUUAAGUGCUAUACAAAGUUUAUACCCUGUCUGUUCUCGGUUCAGUAUGAUUGAAUGAUUGGAGUAUUGUGAACUCAGAUUUUUUUUAUAUGUAAGACAGCCAUGCAUGUAUGUGUGUUAUUUUUUCAUUAUUGAGUACAAAAGUUUUAUAAGAAAUGAUUAAUUACUGCGGUAUUUUACCAGGUAUUAGAUGAUCUAUGACUGAAUAUGUCUGGUAUAGAAAUGACAUUGUUCAAGUUCAGUGAAGUUGUAACUUCAAGGCCUAUCAGAGCUAAGAAUUUCAGUAAAUACUAGAACUAAA
Messenger RNA from Pecten maximus, 4977 nucleotides. RefSeq names its product F-box only protein 11-like. The transcript is spliced from 19 exons. The record is from RefSeq and is a predicted model, not a curated record. Gene Ontology annotation, biological process: protein ubiquitination; ubiquitin-dependent protein catabolic process; regulation of apoptotic process. Gene Ontology annotation, molecular function: protein binding; zinc ion binding. Bases 81 to 2744 code for a protein of 887 amino acids. NCBI's taxonomy places the organism in Eukaryota, Metazoa, Mollusca, Bivalvia, Pectinida, Pectinidae.